This is a messenger RNA of Neoarius graeffei (lesser salmon catfish), 8989 nucleotides long. It is a transcript of the gene itpr1b, whose product is annotated as inositol 1,4,5-trisphosphate receptor, type 1b. The record is from RefSeq and is a predicted model, not a curated record. Gene Ontology annotation, biological process: calcium ion transmembrane transport. Gene Ontology annotation, cellular component: membrane; endoplasmic reticulum. Lineage: Eukaryota; Metazoa; Chordata; Actinopteri; Siluriformes; Ariidae. Gene Ontology annotation, molecular function: inositol 1,4,5 trisphosphate binding; inositol 1,4,5-trisphosphate-gated calcium channel activity.
CGUCAGGGGCAGAAACUGAGCCGGCAAGCGAGCCGCCGCGGGUGGCUUUAUAACUGGACUCUUUUUGCUGUUUUGGAGCCGACCAUGGACUUACCGAGCGGCCAAAAGCGUCCGGACUUUGUCUCUUCUUGACUGAGCCGUGUUUCAUCUUCUGUUCUGACACCUUCUCCAUCCGCAGGAGCGGACUGAAAAGCUGAGAAAAAUGUCAGACAAGAUGUCUAGUUUCCUCCAUAUCGGGGACAUCUGCUCCCUGUAUGCAGAGGGCUCCACCAAUGGCUUCAUCAGCACCCUGGGCCUAGUGGACGAUCGCUGUGUUGUUCAACCAGAAGCUGGAGAUCUGAACAGCCCUCCGAAGAAGUUUCGCGACUGUCUCUUCAAGCUGUGUCCUAUGAAUCGAUACUCAGCACAGAAACAGUUCUGGAAAGCAGCAAAACCUGGCGGCAACAGCACAACUGACACAGUACUUCUCAACAAACUACAUCAUGCAGCUGAUCUGGAGAAGAAGCAGAAUGAAUCUGAGAACAGGAAGCUGCUGGGGACGGUGAUUCAGUACGGCAACGUUAUUCAGUUGUUGCAUCUGAAAAGCAAUAAAUACUUGACGGUAAAUAAGCGCCUACCUGCCCUGUUGGAGAAAAACGCCAUGCGUGUCACUCUGGACUCUGCUGGAAACGAGGGCUCCUGGUUCUACAUCCAGCCUUUCUACAAACUCCGAUCUAUUGGAGACAGUGUGGUGAUUGGAGACAAAGUGGUGUUGAACCCUGUAAAUGCUGGACAGCCUCUUCACGCCAGCAGCCAUCAGCUGGUGGACAAUCCAGGGUGCAACGAGGUGAAUUCAGUAAACUGCAACACUAGCUGGAAAAUAGUCCUCUUUAUGAAAUGGAGUGACAACAAGGAGGUCAUUCUGAAAGGGGGUGAUGUGGUGCGGCUGUUUCAUGCCGAACAGGAGAAGUUCCUAACGUGUGAUGACUACAGGAAGAAACACUAUGUCUUUCUUAGAACCACCGGGCGUCAGUCUGCUACUUCAGCCACCAGCAGCAAGGCACUGUGGGAAGUGGAGGUGGUUCAGCAUGACCCAUGUCGAGGUGGUGCUGGUUACUGGAACAGCUUGUUCAGGUUUAAGCACUUGGCCACAGGACACUACCUGGCUGCAGAGGCGAGUAGCGAGGUGAAUCCGGACGAUGAGGAGGAGUCUCAAGAGUCUCGUUCCUCACUGGACUUGGAGCAUGAGGCUUUACGAGCUCGUCUGCGCACGCCCAACGAGAAGGUCAUGUACACCCUCAUUUCUGUCCCUGACGGCAAUGACAUCUCCUCCAUCUUUGAGCUGGACCCUACCACCCUUAGAGGAGGGGAUUCCCUGGUACCCAGGAACUCGUAUGUGCGAUUGCGGCACCUGUGCACAAACACGUGGGUCCACAGCACCAACAACCCCAUCGACAAAGAGGAAGAAAAACCUGUCAUGCUUCGGAUUGGCACAUCUGCUGUCAAAGAAGACAAGGAGGCCUUUGCUAUCGUGCCCGUCCCCCCCGCUGAGGUCAGGGACUUGGACUUUGCCAAUGAUGCGAGUAAAGUGUUGGCGUCUAUUGCUGGUAAACUGGAGAAGGGCACUAUUACACAGAAUGAAAGGAGGUUUGUGACCAAGCUGCUGGAGGAUUUGGUGUUCUUUGUGGUGGACAUCCCCAACAGUGGGCAAGAUGUGCUGGAGAUUAUGGUAAACAAGCCGAACCGCGAACGCCAGAAACUUAUGCGGGAACAGAACAUCCUCAAACAGAUCUUUAAGCUCCUGCAGGCUCCGUUCACAGACAGUGGUGACGGGCCCAUGCUCCGAUUGGAGGAGCUUGGCGAUCAGAGACACGCACCUUUUCGGCACAUUUGUCGGCUGUGUUACCGAGUGCUCCGCCAUUCCCAGCAGGACUACAGGAAGAACCAGGAGUACAUUGCCAAGCAGUUCCGGUUCAUGCAGAAGCAGAUCGGCUACGACGUGCUGGCCGAGGACACCAUCACGGCGCUCCUACACAACAACCGCAAGCUGCUUGAGAAGCACAUCACUGCAGCUGAGAUUGACACCUUUGUCAGCCUUGUGAGAAAGAACCGUGAGCCGAGGUUUCUGGAUUACCUCUCUGAUCUGUGUGUGUCAAUGAACAAGUCCAUCCCGGUCACACAGGAGCUGAUUUGUAAUGCAGUGCUGGACCCAGCGAAUGCUGACAUCCUCAUCGAAACCAAACUUGUGUUAUCACGGUUUGAGAUUGAUACUCUGAACAUUGGAGAGCCUCCACUGGAGUCGGAGGAAGAUGUGGAAGAGGUCUGGUUGUUUUGGAAAGACAGCGGGAAGGAAAUCCGGAGCAAGAGCAUCAGGGAGUUGGCGCAGGAUGCCAAGGAAGGCCAGAAGGAAGACCAGGAGGUUGUCAGUUACUACAGAUACCAGCUGAACCUGUUUGCUCGCAUGUGCCUCGACCGCCAGUAUCUGGCUAUCAACAAAAUCUCAGGUCAGCUGGACGUGGACUUGAUUCUGCGCUGCAUGUCAGACGAGGACCUACCCUAUGACCUGCGCGCUUCCUUCUGUCGUCUCAUGCUGCACAUGCAUGUGGAUCGUGACCCCCAAGAACCUGUGACACCUGUGAAAUACGCCCGCCUGUGGUCAGAGAUCCCCUCUAAGAUCGCUAUCGAUGAUUAUGAUAAUGACGGCACCACCAGAGAUGAAAUUAAGGAACGUUUCGCUCUCACUAUGGAGUUUGUGGAGAAUUAUCUGAGAAUUGUGGUCUGUCAAAAUGUUCCCUUCUCAGACAAGGAGAAAAAUAAACUCACAUUCGAGGUUGUGAACUUGGCGAGGAACCUCAUCUAUUUCGGCUUCUACAGCUUCAGUGACUUGCUGCGACUGACCAAGAUCCUGCUAGCCAUAUUAGACUGCGUGCAUGUCAGCACGAUAUAUCCCAUCAAUAAAAUGGAGAAAGGCGAUGAGAACAAAGGGAGUAAUGUUAUGCGGUCUAUCCAUGGUGUCGGGGAACUGAUGACCCAGGUUGUGCUAAGGGGGGGCGGCUUUCUGCCCUCCACCCCGACAGCACCCCCGGAUGGAGAGGUGGGCAAGACCCAGACGGAGCCCGAGAAAGAGGACAUCCUGGUGAUGGACACGAAGCUGAAGAUCAUUGAGAUUCUCCAGUUUAUCCUGAACGUGCGUCUGGACUACAGGAUUUCCUGCCUGCUGUGCAUUUUUAAAAAAGAGUUUGAUGGAACCAACACUCAGACUGACACUCUGCCUAAUCCUAAUGCUAAUGGUAACACUAGUGCUAAUGCUGCUACUACUACAGCUACUGCUAAUGGGGAUGGUCCUAAUAGUAUACCAGCACUUGAUUUUGAGAAAAUCGAAGAGCAGGCUGAGGGGAUCUUUGGUGCAAGCGAGGAGAACACACCACUAGACCUCGAUGACCAUGGAGGCAGAACGUUCCUGAGAGUUCUUCUGCACCUCACCAUGCAUGACUACCCUCCGCUGGUGUCUGGGGCUUUACACCUCCUCUUCAGACACUUCAGCCAGAGACAAGAAGUGCUCAUGGCUUUCAAACAGGUCCAGCUCUUAGUGACUAGUCAGGAUGUAGAUAAUUACAAACAGAUAAAGUCUGACCUCGACCAGCUCCGCUCCAUUGUGGAGAAGUCCGAGUUGUGGGUGUACAAGCGCCAGGGGGACGACACGCUGGACGGAGGUGAUGGGCCAGCUGAAGCUGACCACAAAAAGAAGGGCGACGCAAGUGGCAUGGAGAAAAAUAAAACGGAGAGUACUAGCAGCUAUAAUUACAGGGUUGUCAAGGAGAUCCUGUUAAGGCUCAGCAAGUUGUGUGUUCAGGAGGGAGCAUCAGGCAAGAAAAGUAAGAAACAGCAGCAAAGGCUGCUGAGGAACAUGGGUGCUCAUGCAGUCGUGCUUGAGCUACUUCAGAUCCCCUAUGAGAAGGGCGAGGAUGUUCGAAUGCAGGAGAUCAUGAAACUGGCUCACGAGUUCCUCCAGAACUUCUGUGCUGGGAACCAGCAGAACCAAGCCCUGCUACACAAGCACAUUAACCUCUUCCUCAAUCCUGGCAUCCUGGAGGCCGUCACCAUGCAGCACAUCUUCAUGAAUAACUUCCAGCUGUGCAGCGAGAUCAACGACCGCGUGGUGCAGCACUUUGUGCACUGCAUCGAGACGCACGGCCGCCACGUUCAGUACCUCAAGUUCCUGCAGACCAUUGUCAAGGCCGAGAACAAGUUCAUCAAGAAGUGCCAGGAUAUCGUGAUGGCAGAGCUCGUGAAUGCCGGAGAGGACGUUUUGGUGUUCUACAACGACCGAGCCUCAUUCCAGACUCUGGUGCAGAUGAUGCGUUCGGAAAGAGACCGGAUGGACGAAAACAGCCCGCUUAUGUAUCACAUCCACUUGGUGGAGCUGCUAGCCGUGUGCACAGAGGGCAAGAACGUCUACACGGAGAUCAAGUGCAACUCACUGCUGCCCCUGGAUGACAUCGUCCGUGUUGUCACCCAUGAGGACUGCAUCCCCGAGGUGAAGAUCGCAUAUAUUGAUUUCCUAAACCACUGCUAUGUAGACACAGAAGUGGAGAUGAAGGAGAUCUACACAAGCAACCACAUGUGGAAGCUGUUUGAGAGCUUCCUGGUUGAUAUAUGCAGGGUCUGCAACAACACGAGCGACCGCAAACACGCCGACUCCAUGCUGGAGCGCUAUGUCACCGAGACGGUCAUGAGCAUCGUCACCACUUUCUUCAGCUCCCCCUUUUCCGAUCAGAGCACUAGUUUACAGACCCGUCAGCCGGUCUUUGUGCAGCUCUUGCAGGGUGUUUUCCGGGUGUACCACUGCAGCUGGCUCACGCCCACACAGAAGGCGUCAGUGGAGAGCUGCAUCAAAGUCCUCUCUGACGUAGCCAAAAGUCGGGCGAUCGCCAUUCCAGUUGACUUGGACAGCCAGGUGAACAACCUCUUUGUAAAAUCUAACAACGUCGUCCAGAAGACCAUCCUGAACUGGAGGAUGUCUGCUCGGAAUGCCUCCAGACGAGACUCUGCAAUGAGUGCAUCUAAAGACUACAGAAACAUCAUCGAGAGGCUGCAGGACAUUGUCUCUGCGCUGGAGGACCGUUUAAGGCCCCUGGUGCAGGCUGAGCUCUCCGUGCUCGUCGACGUCCUUCACAGACCCGAGCUGCUUUUCCCCGAGAACACUGAGGCUCGGAAGAAGUGCGAGAGCGGAGGCUUCAUCUCAAAGCUAAUAAAACACACUAAGCAGCUGUUGGAGGAAAAUGAAGAGCGUUUGUGCAUUAAGGUUCUUCAGACUCUCAGGGAAAUGAUGACCAAAGACCGGGGUUAUGGCGAGAAGGGAGAAGCUUUAAGGCAAAUCCUUGUAAACCGUUACUAUGGCAACUUCAAACCAGGAGGACGGCGGGACAGCCUGACCACCUUCAGUAACGGACCCCUGAGUCCUGGAGUACAGAGUAAAGCUCCAACAGCAUCCUCUGGAUGUGUGGUGGGAGCCCGAGGGGAGCUGAGUCUGGCCGAGGUCCAGUGUCAUCUGGACAGAGAGGGAGCAUCUGACCUGGUCAUCGACCUCAUCAUGAACGCCACCAGCGACCGUAUCUUUCAGGAGAGCAUCCUGUUGGCCAUCGCUCUGCUCGAGGGAGGAAACCCAGUCAUACAGAGAUCGUUCUUUAUUAGGUUGACGAGGGACAACAAGUCGGAGAAGUUCUUCAAGGUGUUUUAUGAGCGGAUGAAGCUGGCCCAGCAGGAGAUCAAAGCCACCGUGACCGUCAACACCAGCGACUUGGGCAGCAAGCGUAAAGACGAGGACGCAAACGACAAGGAGGCACCGACCAAAAAGAAAGUAAAGGAUGUUGCCGUGGUCACAGAAGAGGUGCGCGAGCAGCUCCUGGAAGCUUCCACAGCCACAAAGAAGGCUUUCACUGCGUACCGACGGGAGGUGGACUCGGACGAGCAUCUGGGUGGGGGUGAAGUCCCGACCAGCUCAGGGGAGAAGAACCAAGACGAGAACGAGAUGAGCGUCACCAUCACCAUCAUGCAGCCCAUCCUGCGUCUGAUGCAGCUGCUCUGCGAAAACCACAACCGCGAGCUCCAGAACUUCCUGCGCUGUCAGAACAACAAGAACAAUUAUAACCUGGUGUGUGAGACACUGCAGUUCCUUGACUGCAUCUGUGGCAGCACCACAGGAGGCCUGGGUCUGCUGGGGCUCUACAUUAAUGAGAAGAACGUGGCUCUCAUCAACCAAACUGUGGAGAGCCUCACUGAGUACUGCCAGGGUCCCUGCCAUGAGAACCAGAACUGCAUCGCCACUCAUGAGUGCAAUGGCAUUGACAUAAUCAUUGCACUCAUUUUAAAUGACAUAAACCCUUUGGGCAAGAAGAGGAUGGACCUUGUGCUCGAGCUGAAGAAUAACGCUUCCAAGCUCCUUCUGGCCAUCAUGGAGAGCCGUCAUGACAGUGAGAACGCAGAGCGGAUCUUGUACAACAUGAGACCUAAAGAACUGGUGGAGGUGAUAAAGAAGGCGUACAUGCAAGGAGAGGUGGAAGUAGAACACACCGAGGAGGACGGGGAGGGUGAGGAAGAGCAUGCCGCCUCCCCGCGCAAUGUCGGCCACAACAUUUACAUCCUGGCCCAUCAGCUGGCGAGACAUAACAAGGAGCUGCAGGCCAUGCUGAAAGCAGGAGGAACGUACGGUGAGGGUGACGAAGCCCUGGAGUAUUAUGCCAAACACACAGCUCAGAUAGAGAUCGUGCGCCUGGACCGCACCAUGGAGCAGAUUGUCUUCCCCGUGCCCAACAUCUGCGAGUUCCUCACGCAGGAGUCCAAGCUGCGUGUGUACUACACCACGGAGCGAGACGAACAGGGCAGCAAAAUCAACGACUUCUUCCUGCGCUCUGAGGACCUCUUCAAUGAGAUGAACUGGCAGAAGAAACUGCGAGCUCAGCCCAUUCUGUACUGGUGCUCAAGAAACAUGUCCUUCUGGAGCAGCAUCUCCUUCAACCUGGCCGUCCUCAUGAACCUGCUCGUGGCCUUCUUCUACCCGCUAGAGGGGGUCCGCAGAGGAACUCUCGAGCCUCAUCUGUCGGCAUUGUUGUGGGCAGCUAUGUUGGUGUCUCUUGCCAUCGUGAUUGUGCUGCCACAGCCUCACGGGAUCCGAGCGCUAAUUGCGUCCACCAUCCUGCGACUCAUCUUCUCUGUGGGCCUUGAACCCACGCUCUUCCUGCUCGGGGCGUUCAAUGUGUGCAAUAAGGUGAUCUUCCUGAUGAGUUUUGUGGGAAAUCGAGGGACGUUCACACGAGGUUAUAAGGCCAUGAUCAUGGAUGUGGAGUUCCUGUACCACCUCCUCUACCUCAUCAUUUGCAUCCUAGGGGUCUUUGUUCAUGUCUUCUUCUACAGCCUGCUGCUGUUCGAUCUGAUCUACCGGGAGGAAACUCUGCUGAAUGUGAUAAAGAGUGUGACAAGGAACGGGCGCUCGAUUGUGCUCACCGCUGUACUCGCGCUUAUCCUUGUCUAUCUGUUCUCCAUCGUCGGCUACAUCAUCUUCAAGGACGAUUUCAUUCUGAAUGUCGACCGAAUCCCUAAUAAAACACUCGAGCAAACCGCCACGAUGAUGAGUGAGUUCCUAUCCGGUGGGGUUUGUCAGAAAGAAGGCGGCGGAGAGAACUGUUCAGUCGAGGCCACAGUGGAAUCUGUGGCAGCAGUGGUGGUGGAGGAUAAGGAGCGAACGUGCGACUCUUUACUCAUGUGCAUCGUGACCGUACUCAGCCACGGCCUCCGUAGUGGCGGUGGAGUCGGGGACGUGUUACGAAAACCUUCUAAAGAGGAGCCGCUGUUUGCAGCCAGGGUGAUCUACGACCUGCUCUUCUUCUUCAUGGUCAUCAUCAUCGUCCUAAACCUGAUCUUUGGUGUCAUUAUCGACACCUUUGCUGAUCUAAGAAGUGAAAAGCAGAAGAAAGAGGAGGUCCUCAAGACCACUUGCUUCAUCUGUGGCUUGGAGAGGGACAAGUUUGACAACAAGACAGUAACGUUUGAGGAGCACAUCAAGGUGGAGCACAACAUGUGGCAUUACCUGUUCUUCAUUGUGCUGAUUAAAGUGAAGGACUCGACCGAGUACACGGGACCUGAGAGCUAUGUUGCCGAGAUGAUCAGGGAGCACAACCUGGACUGGUUUCCUCGGAUGCGGGCGAUGUCACUGGUGAGCAGUGAUGCGGAGGGCGAGCAGAAUGAGAUCAGGAACCUGCAGGAGAAAUUAGAGUCCACCAUGAAACUGGUCUCCAAUCUCUCCAGCCAGCUCACUGAACUGAAAGAGCAGAUGACUGAACAGCGUAAGCAGAAGCAGAGGAUCGGACUCCUCGGACAUCCUCAACACAUGAAUGUGAACCCUCAACAACCUGCCUAAGUGUGCGUGUGUGUGUGUGUGUGUGUGUGUACUUGAACUACCAUGCUACCUUAGAAGUAGACCUGCAAAACUCCUUCCAGAUUUACGCACACGCCACUAAUCUCAGUAAGGGGAAAAAAAUAAUAAUUACAUAAACGUGAAGAGUUUGUGCCCCUCGGCGCCUCUGUCAGGUUGGUACAGUAAUUAUGGCAGAGGACACCUGAAUUUGGGGCAACACUGGACAUUAUGACUAGUUAUAGAUGCUGCUUGGAGAAGUGUUAAAGAGGUGUCUCUUUUUGUAUUUCCUAACUGGUAUAGCAAGCAGUAUUUAAUGUCUUAUUUUUGUAUUUUGUGCAAUAUUACUACUUUAAUAUGCAAACUUUUGUUGAGCUGUCCAAUGUGUCUUAAAGGGAUGAUAAUCAUCUCUUAUGUUAAAUGCUUUCAUCCUCCUGGCCCUUUUCUUUCUCAGCUUCAUGAUUGUACCGGAACGCUGUAGACUCAUAGUGUCCAACUUAUAGAGUCAACUUAGCAAGAAUUCUAAUAGCCAUCAGGUUGCAUUUAUGGGCCUUUUUUUUUUCCCUUUUCUUAUUUAUUAAUUAUUUAUAUAAAAAAAUU